Plasmopara halstedii is the source of this 2163-nucleotide messenger RNA. Its product is annotated as FOG: Ankyrin repeat. Gene Ontology annotation, molecular function: protein binding. The record is from RefSeq and is a predicted model, not a curated record. The transcript has 9 exons. Gene Ontology annotation, biological process: protein localization to ciliary inversin compartment. Lineage: Eukaryota; Oomycota; Peronosporomycetes; Peronosporales; Peronosporaceae. Gene Ontology annotation, cellular component: ciliary inversin compartment. Bases 1 to 2163 code for a protein of 720 amino acids.
AUGUCCGACUCAGUGAAUACUGAGCGGGCCAAUCGUUCGCUGCUUGAAAUGGUGAAUGAAGCUCAACAUCGUCUGCAACACAUGGAGAUCUCGUGCCAACAGAUUCUUCCUUCUACAGGCUAUACCAGUCCUCAAAGUGUACAUGACCCCUUGUCAAAUGAUCCUAAAGUCUUGCAGGUGCAGGUUGCUCAACUUCGGACGCAGUUGCUGACUGCGGUGACACUUCGCGAAAAGGAAGACGUGAAUUUUCGACAAGCGGCACAAUAUGCAGCAGCAAAAGGCACAGCAAACGGAGUAUUACAUGCGCUGUUCGACCAAGCAAGUGCCGGCAAGACGGAGGUGCUUAAGAUGUACCUGGAUACGGGAUCAAUCCCCACCCGCGACGGUUUAAGACAUUGGAGAUUAGAUCUCUGUUCCAUACGGAACGAGACUGGAGCUUCGCUUCUCCACGUGGCCGUGGGAGUUUCUACAGCGAAACAAAGCGUCAAAAUAAAACUCGUGAACAUGCUUUUGGACAGAGUAGGCUUUGACCCGACUGUAAGGGACGUGUAUGGGCAGACUCCGCUUCAUGUUGCAGCGAUGAGUGGAUAUUCAGAGGUGGUCGAUACAUUACUUGAACGAGGUGCUGACCCAUUGGCUCAAGACAGAUCUGGUCUGACGGCACUGUCAUUAGUUCGAACUCUAUCGAGACCUCCAGAGGAAGUCGUACAAAAACUUUUGAAAGCAGAAAAAGUGACAAUUCAAAACAUGAUGCAAGAGUCAAUCUCAAUACCGCUUUCAAAAGCGCUUAUGUCAGCAGUAUUUCUUCAAGGACUAUCUCGAUUCGCUCUGAAGCAACACUCUAACGCUUUCGCGCAUCAGACGACAACAUUAGUUCAUGCAUUGCUUGAAGAAUCGCAUGAUGGCAGCAUUGAGUUUGAUCGUGUGAUUCAAAAGCGAGUUCCUAUGCUCUUUGAUGUCGUUCCUGCCACUCAAGUUGUUCGCUUGAAGUCAAUUUUUCUAAGAACAAUGUUCAAGGAUCCAAAUUUUAUUGAUGAACUUAAGAUCGAAGCGAAUGGAUACGGUUUAUCACUGGUAACGCCUGCAUCGGCCGUCGGAUCGCUCACUGGUCCGACUUGGACUUCAGUCUUGUUGAAGCUUAUCCAAGGUGUUCAGCUAGAAAUGGCGGGAUGGACUCAAAAUGACAUCCAUUUCGAUGAUGUACCAGCUCAUGUUGACAGAAACGUCAUCAUGAAAGAUAGCAUUGACAAUGUUACGUCGCCACCAUCUCGCAAAUGGUCGACGUCCUCUUCCUUUACGUCCACCGACACAGAUUCGUGUUCAGCCUUGCGCUAUGCUGAUCAAACAUCAUUCGUCGCUCAAACACGUGCUGUCUGGUAUUACGCGGUGUUGUUCAAGGCCUCAACAAGUGCUUUUCCAGGGACCUUAACGGUGACACCAGGAAGCACUAUUGCCGUGGCAUCAGAAGAUGUAUCGAAGUAUUUUCCUCUGGAUGACCGACUUACGAUCGGCUCAGCAGAAUACUUUGCGGUAAGUUAUGACUCAAAGUCCCGUGCUAUCAGGCUAGAUCGUGGGUACGAUGGAAGAGCACCUGCCACUUUGACGGCAUAUCUGAGCGGAUCAAGCCCUUCUGGACCCCCUCCGAAUAUUGCGGUGAAACGAAUAUGGGAGCGAGAACCAGGGAAUAAAUACGAGGAUCAAAUGAGCAGCGAGCAGGUAUGUUUCGGUGACAUACGAUCGUGCACUUUGGAUCUAUGCUCAGCUUACUGUCGAGAGCAGGAGCUGUUUCAAGAUUACCAAUUUUUAGAUCCCGAAAGCGAGUAUGAAGUGGCAAUUAAGCUCGGCCCGAUCCCGAGCGGACAAGAUGCAAGAGGCAUCGUUGCUGAGUGGAAGCGGACAGCAAAAGAGUUGUUUGACUCGCGGAAAUGCAUAUCUGAAAUGCCAUGUUGCCAAUACUAUUGUUCACAACGUAGUGGUCAUUCGUUGUGUCUAGGAACUCUUGCUGCAAUAGGACAGGGUCUAGCUAAACGUCGUCUUGGUCGUAUAACAUUUUCAAAGCCUUCAAAGCCUCGUGCCUCGCUUCAACGGCUUCAAGAUCGUUUCAAGGGGACAGAAGCUUGGCCUGGUUCACCGUCAAAGUCUGCAACGACAAAUCCACCGUAA